Molecule: messenger RNA, 1870 nt
Organism: Phragmites australis (common reed)
Lineage: Eukaryota; Viridiplantae; Streptophyta; Magnoliopsida; Poales; Poaceae
Product: protein DETOXIFICATION 52-like
Exons: 1
Coding region: 97-1746 (549 amino acids)
Biological process (GO): xenobiotic detoxification by transmembrane export across the plasma membrane
Cellular component (GO): membrane
Molecular function (GO): antiporter activity; xenobiotic transmembrane transporter activity
Source: RefSeq, a predicted model, not a curated record
CCCACGGCCAACUAAGCCAAGUACAUCUCCAAGCUUUAAGCUUUGCUCUGCUUCUAGUCUCAUACUCCUCUUCACAAUCUAAAAUCUGAUUCACCAAUGUGCACCACCACUCCUGUGCCGUCGGUGCCGGCGGUGGCAGUGGCCGGCGCCAAGGGCGGCCACCACGUCUACGUGACGCUGCCCCAACGCGCGGACGGCCAUUGCGGCCGCCAGCUCAAGUGCCACGCGGUGCUCCUGCCGGCUGCAGGGGAGACCGUCCGGGAGGCGGCGGCGCUGUGCCGGCUGGCGUUCCCGAUCGCGCUGACCGCGCUGCUGCUCUACUCGCGGACGGCCCUGUCGAUGAUCUUCCUGGGCUCCAUCGGCGACCUCCCGCUGGCCGCGGGCUCCCUCGCCAUCGCCUUCGCCAACAUUACCGGCUACUCGGUGCUGUCAGGGCUCUCUCUCGGCAUGGACCCGCUCUGCUCCCAGGCGUUCGGCGCCAACCAGCCGCGUCUGUUGGGCCUCACCCUGUACCGCUCCGUGCUCUUCCUGCUCUGCUGCUCGCUGCCGCUCUCCGCGCUCUGGCUCAACAUGUCCAAGAUUCUCGUCUUCCUCGGCCAGGACCGCGAGAUCACGGCACUCGCGCAGGAGUACAUCCGCUUCUCCCUCCCCGACCUCUUCUCCUUCUCCCUCAUCCACCCGCUCCGCGUGUACCUCCGAUCGCAGGGGAUCACGCGCCCGCUCGCCGCCGCCGCGGGCGCUGCCGUGCUCUUCCACGUGCCAGCGAACUACGUGCUGGUGGGGCGCCUCGGGCUCGGCGCGCCCGGUGUGGCGGCAGCGGCGUCGGCGUCCAACUUCGUGCUCCUCAGCGUGCUGCUUACGUACGUCGUCGGCCGCCGCGACGAGGCGCUGCGCGCGGCAGGGGCGCCCACGGCGGAGUGGCUCGCCGGGUGGGGUCCCCUCGCUCUGCUGGCCGCGCCCAGCUGCGUGUCGGUGUGCCUGGAAUGGUGGUGGUACGAGGUGAUGAUCCUGCUCUGCGGCUUCCUGCCGGACCCGAAGGCGGCGGUGGCGUCCAUGGGCGUGCUCAUGCAGACGACAGCGUUGGUGUACGUGUUCCCGUCGUCGCUCGGGUUCGGCGUGUCCGCGCGGGUGGGCAACGAGCUGGGCGCGAACCGCCCGGGCCGCGCGCGCGCCGCGGCGCACGUGGCCGUGGCCGGGGCCGCGGGCAUGGGGCUUGCGGCCAUGUCGUUCGCGGCUGGGGUGCGCCACGCGUGGGGGCGCAUGUUCACCGCCGACGCCAACAUCCUCCAGCUGACCGCCGCAGCCCUGCCGAUCGUGGGGCUCUGCGAGCUCGGCAACUGCCCGCAGACCGUCGGCUGCGGCGUGCUCCGCGGGAGCGCUCGGCCGGCGCGCGCCGCGCACGUCAACCUGGGCGCCUUCUACCUGGUGGGCAUGCCCGUCGCCGUGCUGCUCGCGUUCGGGCUCGGCGUGGGGUUCGUCGGGCUCUGGGUGGGCCUCCUCGCCGCCCAGGUGUGCUGCGCCGGGCUCAUGCUCUGCGCCAUCGGCUCCACUGACUGGGAGGCGCAGGCGCAGCGGGCGCAGGAGCUGACGUCAUCCUCGCCGGGCGACGUGGAGAAUCGCGGGGCCCACGCGUCAGCUGCGGAGGGAGCCAGGCCGGAGAAAGGGGAGCAGGAGCAGGACGUGGAGGGGCGGUGCUACGAGCCGUUGAUCUUGAACCGCGAGGAGACAGAGCCUGAGACUGCGUAGGCUGCUUUGAGAUCGGUGAAAAGGCUUGGAGCUACUGUAAUUUUUAUUCUUACUCUCUGAUCAAUUGGAACUACUACUGGUAGUAUUCCAGUACUAAUGGUAAUGGAUAUAUGUUUUGUUGUUU